Messenger RNA from Sipha flava (yellow sugarcane aphid), 3492 nucleotides. RefSeq names its product disks large 1 tumor suppressor protein (gene dlg1). Lineage: Eukaryota; Metazoa; Arthropoda; Insecta; Hemiptera; Aphididae. The coding region runs from base 739 to 2943 and encodes 734 amino acids. Gene Ontology annotation, cellular component: neuromuscular junction; postsynaptic density membrane; neuron projection. Gene Ontology annotation, molecular function: protein binding. Gene Ontology annotation, biological process: chemical synaptic transmission. The record is from RefSeq and is a predicted model, not a curated record. The transcript is spliced from 5 exons.
UGUGUGUGAGAGUGUGUACGUAAAUAAAACAAUUUUCUAACGAUAAUUAAAACAUUCCACCGGAGGCGAAUAUUGUAUUUCGAUGAAAAGUGAAACGGGAAAUUAAAAAAAAAAAAAAACAACGAUUAAGAAAGAGACCAAUAUUAUUUAUCAAUUAUUAAAAGGCGAACUAUUUGAUUUUCAUGCUCGGACGUCUCUCGUGACUCUCUCGCCAUCAGUUCGCCACCGCCCAACGGAGAAGAGAUCGGCCGACUCGGAGGAGCCCCGUGUUACACUAUAAGCCCUUCGCCGACAACAGCAGCCGGAGCAGGGACGGCGGACCUAGAAGAAAGUGUCGGCGCUCCGCGUUAACAGACAGACGUGCGCACGCAUCUCUCCGCGGUGUUUGCGUCCCGUCCGAUAACGGACAACUACGGUAGGUAGGCGGUUACGGCUGCGUUGUGUGAGCGCGCGCGCGCGCUCGAGUGUUAGUGUCCGUCUGCGGCGCGGUGUCCGUCGUCGUCGUAAAAAUAUAAAUAUAAUAAAUAGAAACGGAAAAAAAAAAGAAAAAAAAAAAUACGAGAAAAAAAACUUAUUCACUAUAAAUAGUCGGACGUCGUCGUCCGCUUCAUCAGCAAACCCGGCGACCCCGUCGAACACGGUAAUUAUUUCACUUGGGUGGUUGCAGCGUCGCGACAGAUACAGUGAUAGUGAUCGACUACCGUUCAACCUCGGACGAAUGUGCGAGUGCCGGGCGACAUGAAAGAACUAAACCGAUCGGCAUCCACCAAAAAGAAACCAAUCAACACUUCGAAUGGUAUGAUCAGAAAGGUGUCGUCGCUGUUCAGUAUAGACGCCCAGAUGAACGGCAGUGCCAAACCUGAAUGGACUACCGACGAGAUCACCUUAGAGAGAGGUGACUCAGGUCUGGGUUUCAGCAUAGCAGGUGGUACUGACAAUCCACAAACUGAUGAUGAUACAUCAAUAUUUAUCACAAAAAUAAUCCCUGGUGGAACUGCCUAUCGAGAUGGUCGAUUGUGUGUUAAUGAUAUAAUCACUAAAGUUAAUGACACACCUGUUGUCGGUGUGCCUCAUUCAACAGCAGUAGAUGCACUUAAACGAGCAGGACAUACAGUUACCCUAUGUGUAAAACGCAAGAAAAACUUAUUGCCUAUAGGACCAAAUGUUUUAGAAAUAGAACUCAGUAAAGGUACCAAGGGACUGGGAUUCAGUAUUGCAGGUGGUAUUGGCAACCAACAUAUACCGGGUGAUAACGGAAUUUACGUUACUAAAAUAAUGGACGGUGGUGCUGCCCAAGUAGAUGGUAGGAUAUUAGUUGGUGACAAGUUGAUUGCAGUAAAAAAUACUCUACUUGGUGAUCGUAACUUAGAAAAUGUAACUCAUGAAGAAGCUGUCCGGACCUUAAAAAAUACCCGUGAAAAAGUUUUAUUGGUUAUUGGUAAAACUGAACCUAUUACAUACACAGAUUCUGCGCCACAACCAAUUAUCGAUACCAUUCCAAAUUCAUAUUCUACAGAUACAUUAAAUACUGUUAAAAGUUAUGAAAGCUUAUCAAACCACAGUGUAAGAACUGUAGUUUUAAAUAAAGGUUCGGGAGGCCUGGGUUUCAACAUUGUUGGUGGAGAAGAUGGGGAAGGGAUAUUUAUAUCCUUUAUUCUUGCUGGUGGUCCCGCUGAUCAAACUGGGCAAUUAAAAAGAGGAGAUACUAUACUAAAAGUAAAUGAUGUUAGUUUGGAUAAUGCCACUCAUGAAGAUGCUGCUGAUGCUCUUAAAAACGCUGGACAGACAGUUUUAUUAACAGUUCAGCAUCGACCAAAAGAUUAUAAUAGAUUUGAAGCUAAAAUUCAUGAAUUAAAAUCCCAACUUGCUGCUUCUACUGGCACAUUAAUUCGUACAACUCAGAAAAAAACUUUAUAUGUUCGGGCCUUAUUUGAUUAUGACCCUUCAAGUGAUGAUGGCCUCCCUAGUGUUGGACUAGCAUUCAAAUAUGGUACUAUUCUUCAUGUAACUAAUGCUAGCGAUGAUGAAUGGUGGCAAGCAAGAAAAGUAAUGGCGACUGGUAGAGAAGAAGGCAUUGGCAUAAUACCAUCAAAACGUCGCUGGGAGCGUAAACAAAAAGCUCGUGAUAGAUCUGUAAAAUUUCGUGGAAAUGAAAGCAAAAGUUUAGAUAGGUUAUCAACAUUGGAAAGAAAGAAAAAAUCAAUGACUUUUAGUAGAAGGUUUCCAUGGGUACGAAGAGGCAAAGAUGGCAAGUAUGAAAAUGGAUUAGAUGAUAUGGUAUUACAAAGGCAGUCUAGAGAAAAUAUAUGUGAAAAAGUUGAAGAAACUCCUUCUUAUGAAGCAGUGGUGCGAGUUCAAAUAUCAUAUUCACGACCUGUCAUUAUACUUGGUCCGUUGAAAGACAAAAUCAAUGAUGACCUUAUUUCGGAAUAUCCUGAACGUUUUAGCUCUUGUGUUCCGCAUACUACUCGUGAAAUUAGACCCGAUGAAGUAGAUGGUCGAGACUAUCAUUUUGUAAAAUCACGCGAACAAAUGGAUCUUGAUAUCCAAAACCAUUUGUUCAUUGAAGCUGGGCAAUUCAAUGGAAACCUUUAUGGAACAUCUGUUUCAUCUGUUCGUCAUGUAGCCGAAUCUGGUAAACACUGUAUACUUGAUGUAAGUGGCAAUGCCAUCAAGCGUCUCCAAGUUGCUGGAUUACAUUCAAUAGCAAUAUUCUUUAAGCCAAAGAGUGUAGAAGCAUUAAUGGAAAUGUGUAAACGUAUGAGUGAAGCCGAAGCAAGAAAACAUGUAGAACGAGCAGCUAAAAUAGAACAAGAAUUUGGUGAUCAAUUCACAGCCAUAGUUCAAGGUGAUACUUAUGAAGAAGUGUAUGAUAGUGUGAAAGCAGUAAUAGAAAGAAAUUCUGGAAGACAUAUUUGGGUAUCUUCAAAGGAAAAGUUAUAAAUUAAUAAACAAUGUAACAAAUUUUUUAGACAAAAGAAAUAAUUGACAUUUACUUGUUAUGAGUGAUGCAGUUUUCGCACACUUUCAUUAAUUAGUUAUUAUUCAUCAUUGUUAUGUUUCUAUUAUGUUAAUGAAUUUUAUUAAACUCUGCAUUAAAAUGUGUAGAACAACUUAAGCAUUCUAAAUAAAUAUUAUGGUGGAUGGGUGUAAAAAUAUCUAUAGCUUAAUUUGUCUGUAAUAUUUUGGCAAUUUUUUUAAUUACAUGAUUUAAAUGAAGUCUAGUCUUAAUUCUAUACUCAUUUCAACUUCUAAUUACAAAUUUAAAAUUAUUGUUGAGAUUACUGACAUUUAAAACCGUGCCAAAGUUCCUUUAAUCAAAUUUAAGUUUAAAUUUAUAGAAAAAAAUAUUGUGCAAUUAUAACUAAAUCAAAUUUCUGCUCAAUACGUCUUUUCUAAUUUUAAACAUUUUUUAGUUUUUAUUUUUUCAUGUAUUAACAUUUUUCCCCUUAUCAAUUGUAUUAUUUUCAAACCUAAUGUUGUUACAUUAAU